Molecule: messenger RNA, 1089 nt
Organism: Vigna radiata var. radiata (mung bean)
Lineage: Eukaryota; Viridiplantae; Streptophyta; Magnoliopsida; Fabales; Fabaceae
Product: CBL-interacting serine/threonine-protein kinase 5-like
Exons: 4
Coding region: 1-1089 (362 amino acids)
Biological process (GO): phragmoplast assembly; protein phosphorylation; cytokinesis by cell plate formation
Molecular function (GO): nucleic acid binding; ATP binding; protein kinase activity
Source: RefSeq, a predicted model, not a curated record
AUGAAGAAAUCAGUGACUGAUUUUGUGGCGGCAUACUUGGUUUGCCUGCAGCACAAGUACCUAGCAUUAUCACCUCAAGGCUUGAUACAACCAUUACCCAUUCCUCAAGCAAUAUGGGAGGAAGUCAACAUGGACUUUAUUGUGAGGUUACCCAAAUCUCAUGGCUAUGACGCAAUAUUGGUAGUGGUAGAUCGCCUGAGAAAAUGUGGGCAUUUCAUAUCCAUCAAACAUCCUUACACAGUCAAGUCCAUAGCAGAGGUUUUUUUAAGGGAAAUUGUUAGGCUUCAUGGGGCUUUGAACAAGUCUAGAAUUCACAAGCCAAAGCAACCAUAUGUCAGGUUAGCUGAAACUUGCAUAGAUGAGAGGGAACCAGAAAAUGUCACAGAAGCACUCACAAGGCCACAAUGGAAAAAAGCUAUGGACAAUGAGUAUGAGUUAUGUGAUUUUGGAUCUGCCAGAGAGUUACAAAAUAUAUCAACUUAUUCUUCCUCGGUACCACUGGCAAAACGCGGAACACCCUGUUACAUGGCUCCGAAACUUUUUGAUGAUGAUGGAAUUCAUUCCUAUCAAUCAGACUUAUGGGCCCUAGGAUGUGUGUUAUACAAAUGUUGGGCAAGAAGACCACCUUUUCUGGUACGAGAAUACAGUAACACAAAGUCCAUCCUUUCAGAUCCUAUUCCACCUCUUCCUGGUCAUCCAAGUCCACACUUUGUUAAUUUGAUCAAUUCUCUGUUGGUAAAGAAUCCAGUAGAAAGAAUACAGUGGCCUGAGCUCUGUGAACAUGCAUUUUGGAAAACAAAAAUUCCUCCUGUCACUCUGCCUGCUAAUCUUGCAUUUAAUGAUAUGAUAGAGAAAUACAAUAGAAUCUUUCCACCAUUCAUGGAACUUGCUAAUGAGAAUAUAGAAGAAGAAGAACCAUUCAUGGAUUGUAAUNAGAAGAAGAAGAACCAUUCAUGGAUUGUAAUGAGAAUAUGGAAGAAGAAGAACCAUUCAUGGAUUGUAAUGAGAAUAUGGAAGAAGAAGAAGCACAUAUUGUUUCAAUACCAUCCCAACAUCAGAGGCAGAAUCAGAAUAAUGAAGAGUUGUUGA